AACAAAUGCAAUCCAGCCAUGGACAAUAGUGGCCACCACACGGCGACCAAAAUCCUAGCGACUCCUCCGGCCAGAGAAAGCCUGUCUGCCAGGAGCAACAUGAUCAGCACGCCCAAGCCCCUCGCCUUCUCCAUUGAGCGCAUCAUGGCGCGGACGCCAGAGCCCCGCUCCAUCCCCGUCCCGCAGCUCCUCCACGGCUCCGUGGCCAAAGGCGACCCCAAGCACCCGCUGCACCUCAACUCCUCCAUCCCCUGCAUGAUCCCCUUUGUCCCGGUGGCGUACGACCCCCUGCCCAAAGCGGCGGUGGCCGGAGCGGAACCCAGGAAGGCUCAUUUAGACUCCUCUUCCUCGCCCUCCUUUAGCUGCGGCGAUCUCUUGAACUGUGCCCUGAGCUUGAAAGGAGAUUUCCCCCGCGAUGCCCUGCCCUUGCAGCAGUACAAACUGGUAAGACCCCGAGUGGUCAAUCACUCCUCCUUCCACGCCAUGGGAGCCCUGUGCUAUUUCAACCGAGGCGACAGCCCUUGUCACCCGUCCUCCAGUGUCAACAUCCACCCGGUAGCUUCUUAUUUCCUCAGCUCUCCCCUGCACCCGCAGCCCAAGGCUUACCUGGCGGAGCGGAACAAGCUGGUGCUGCCGGCCGUGGACAAGUACCCGGCGGGGGUAGCCUUCAAGGACUUGUCGCAUGCUCAGCUGCAGCAUUACAUGAAAGAAAGUGCUCAGAUCCUCUCGGAAAAAAUCGCCUACAAGACCUCGGAGUUCAGCCGCGGCUCCCCGAGCAGCAAGCCCAAAGUUUUCACGUGUGAAGUUUGUGGAAAGGUAUUCAAUGCACAUUAUAACUUAACUCGCCAUAUGCCGGUGCACACGGGGGCCAGACCCUUUGUUUGCAAAGUUUGCGGGAAGGGCUUCAGACAGGCGAGCACGCUCUGCCGGCACAAGAUCAUCCACACGCAGGAAAAGCCACACAAGUGCAACCAGUGCGGCAAAGCCUUUAACCGCAGCUCGACCCUGAACACGCACACGCGAAUACACGCCGGCUACAAACCUUUUGUCUGUGAAUUUUGUGGCAAAGGAUUUCACCAGAAAGGCAAUUACAAAAACCAUAAGCUGACUCACAGCGGGGAGAAGCAGUUCAAGUGCAAUAUCUGCAACAAGGCUUUCCACCAGGUGUACAACCUGACCUUCCACAUGCACACCCACAACGACAAGAAGCCCUUCACCUGCCCCACCUGCGGCAAAGGCUUCUGCAGGAACUUUGACCUCAAGAAGCACGUCCGCAAGCUGCACGACAGCGCCCUAGGAUUGCCCCGGCCCCCCGCCGAGCUGGGAGGGCCCGACCAGCCGCCCCCGCCCGGGCCGCUGCUGCAGGGCCCGCCGCUCCAGCCGUGAGGGGCGGCCGCCAGCGGGGAGGGCCGCUCCGCCGGUGGGACCACGGUUGGACCCCGGCCGCUGCCCGCCCGCCUCUUUGCAUGCACCUGUUAAGCGGUUUUCGUGUAUUAUGCUCUAUAUCGCCACUAACGCUUACGGGACUGAUUGUUUCCUUUUUUUUUUUGUUGGUGUUUUUUAAAGACUCUAUUUUAUGUUGUCGUUGCAUCUCAGGUAGAGAGAUGGUUUUAAAAAAAAAGAAAAAGCGCCAAGCCAAUUUCUGCUGUAUUUAUUUGGGAUCUGUAUUACCCGAGCCGGGAACGCUGCACCACUUUAAUUAUUUCGAUGUAUAUAUAUUUCCAUUGUGUUGAUCCUGCCCUGUCUCCGCUGCCUGCUGGUUAUUCCCCCCACCCCACCCCCCUUGGUUUCCUCCUCUCCCUCUCCCCCCUGAAUAUCGUA
Messenger RNA from Falco peregrinus (peregrine falcon), 1821 nucleotides. RefSeq names its product FEZ family zinc finger 1 (gene FEZF1). The coding region runs from base 19 to 1386 and encodes 455 amino acids. NCBI's taxonomy places the organism in Eukaryota, Metazoa, Chordata, Aves, Falconiformes, Falconidae. The transcript has 4 exons. The record is from RefSeq and is a predicted model, not a curated record. Gene Ontology annotation, cellular component: nucleus.